This is a messenger RNA of Gavia stellata (red-throated loon), 4190 nucleotides long. RefSeq lists its product as uncharacterized. The record is from RefSeq and is a predicted model, not a curated record. The transcript is spliced from 8 exons. Bases 1 to 3021 code for a protein of 1006 amino acids. Gene Ontology annotation, molecular function: zinc ion binding. Lineage: Eukaryota; Metazoa; Chordata; Aves; Gaviiformes; Gaviidae.
AUGGAGGCCAGCCUGACGUGCGCCGUGUGCCUGUCCCUCUUCGAGGAGCCGGUGACGCUGCCCCUCUGCUCGCACAACUUCUGUCGGGACUGCGUGCUGGAGUGCCUGGCCUCGGCCGAGGCCGCCCGCCUGCAGCAGCAGCGGGGCCAGGGGCAGGCCCGCCUCUCCCGGGGGGGGCCGUGGCCGGGCGCUGGCGGCGGCGCGGCCAGCGGCCGCGUGUCGUGCCCGCUGUGCAGGAAGCUCUGCCCGCUGCCCCGCGGCGGCGCCGCUGCGCUGCCCGUCAACACCACCCUGGCGGAGGUGGUCAAGCUCUACCGGUCCGGCACGGCGGGGGCCUCCAAGGCUGGGGAGGCAGGGCAGGGGCCUGACCUGCUCUCUCCGCUGGCGCUCGGGGGAACCUGCCAGAAGCAUCCGAGCCGGCUGGUGCAGCUCUACUGCCGGAUGUGCCGCCAGGCAGGGUGCGGGCAGUGCGUCUCUGAGGAGCACCAAGGCAUCUUCCACUCGGUCAACCUCAUAGACACUGUGUACCAGGAAGAAAAAUUAACCUUCUUCAGCAGUCUAAAAAAAAUGAGAAUAAUAAAUGAGAAGCUGAUGAAUGAAAUAUCAAGUCAACCGAAUGAUAUGGAAGUGGUGCUGAACAAUGAUGCAGAGAUAAUUGCACUGGAAUUUGGAGAAAUUUUCAAAACUCUGGAAAUGAAGAAACGGCAAUUGCUAGAAGAUGUUGAAAAUCAAAGAAGUAAAACAGAGAAAGAAUUUCAGAUUUGGAAGAAAAUGAAGGAAACUCACAAGAAGACCAUUGAGAAUUUUUUGAAGGAUUGUGAAAAGCUUGUCCAUGAGUGUGAUCCCCAGUGUUUCCUGGAGGUGGCCUGUGGCUUGAAUACAAGAAUGAAAACUCAUCUUGACCUGAUGAAUAUAGCAUCCAGCUAUGAAAAACCACCAGAGUACACUCAAAAGAAGAUGGAUAUCAAACCUGUGGUUAACGAAAUCUUGGCUUUGAAGUUAAUGCCCCUUAAUGUAGGCAUUGUUAAAGAUCUACCUUCUGCAGGAAAUGAGAACUCAACAAAAAAUACUCUAUUUAAAAGUAACAUAAAGCAAUGGCAGGACCAGAAGAAUAUACCCAACACGUUUCUUCCUGUAGCAGGACAGGAGGAAGCACUAGCAGACGGUAGCAGGAUUUGUACUCGCUUAAUGUCAAUAUCAGAAAUGUCAGCGUUUCAAAACAUGAGUCAUGAGGAGUUGCGUUACAAAUACUACAUGGAACGUCAGCAGCUCACCAAUGAGUUCAAGACACAAACUUUACCUGCAAAUAAAAAGUAUAAAUUUGUAACUGCUGAGGCUUUGAAGAUUAGGUCCUCCGGAAAUCCUUUUGUAUUUUCACCUACCAAAGCAAAUAACACAGAUAAAGUAAAAAUCGGAACCCUGCAAAGAGCAGAUGGCUUUGAGAGAAGCUUUUCUGGAACCAGUAAUCACAGCAUCCCAUCCACAAAUACGAACUUUUCUGAAACAAAUGGUGACUUAAAAUUGUUUUGUGAGAGGAGUUCCCAGGAAGUAACCACUCCAGCCUUCUCAGAAAACUCUAAAGGCUUAGUAAUUAAAGAAAAAUUGCCAAUGCAGGCAUCAGCAGUUACUGUUUCCAAUGAAAUGGACACAAAUUCUAGCGCUUCAUCUGGCUUAAAACCAGCAGCAUCAGUAGCUGUUACUGUUUCAGAUUUAGAAUUUCUAGAUGUUUCUGCAGAGAGACUUUCUGCUUCAUCUUUUGCGUUCAGUGCAUGUAACAACUCGUUACCCAGAUUUAUUAAAGAUGCAGGUACAUUUUCCUUUAAAAAGAAAGACAGAAAAUAUGUUUUCCCUCAAUUUUAUCUAGGAAAAUGUGAUCCUGCGGAUAAAACAGAUAACCAGGAUGAAAGCAAAUUUAGAAAACAUGGUCCUGUAACCAAACCCACAGUUUCUGAUGCUUCAACCAGUCCUAAUUUAGACUCAGCAGAAAGUGUGAAGACAGAUUUUUCAUUUCCCUUUGGCAAUCCAGAAAGAGACGGUUUUGCAGGACCGGGAGUCAGCAAUUCAUGUAAGGUUUUACCAUUAUCCUCAUUUUUUAGCCAAUCUGAUAAGCCAUCUGACAAAAAUACAUUAUCUCACAUGAGAGAAAAAACACUUUUUGCAAAGGAAACUGCAGGAUAUGGUACACAGAAACUAUCUGUCUCAUGGGAACAAAAAGCCAACGCCUCAAAAUCCAUCACAACUGUAGCUUGCAGUACUUCAGAAACCAACACUGCAGCUGGGGUGAAUGAUGCCUCUGAGUCCCCCCUUCUCCCCACUAAUUGUGUAUUUUCCUUCAGAAAUAACUGUUCUCAGGUGCCUUCACCAGUAUUUUCAUUUGGAAGUAUUGUCAGAAAUACCUCUGAUUUGCUGACUUCCUCCAUGUUUUUGUCUGGAAAUGCUACUGAAAAAAUGGAGAAAGAGAUGAAAUCUCCUGACAAAACGCUUAUAAAUCUAGGGAAGCCUGUAUCUUCAGAGUGUGCAGAGCCUGCUUCUGGAUAUAGUCAUCCAAAAAAUGAAGGUUCAUUCUUUCCUAUAAAUUCAUCUAAGAAAACUGAAAGUGCAGAAAUGCUUGCUGAUAGUAAUUCUUGUAGCCAGCCUUUAUGUUCAGUUGCCCUUCCUGUUAAAUAUGAGAAUGUAUCUUCCACUCAACUUUCUAUUACAGCAACAAAACAAGAAACAAAGGUAAAAGAUGCAAAAAGUGAAACCGUUGCUGAAAACAACUGUUUCUGUCCUAGGAGGGAAGAUGAAUCUGAGUCUGUACAAUUUCAGAAUGCAGCUUGUUCUGUUCCUGGCACAUGCAAUAAUCCAUCUUCAGGAGGUUCUAUGCUUAUUGUAAAUGAGGCAGGAGGAAUGCCAAGUGACAGUGAUUCUGACACUGAAGAGCUAAGUCAAACAUCCGUCUCCACUGAUACCAGCAGUGCAUCAGAAUAUUUUUCUGUUGCCGAAGACAAAAUAUCUACUAGAAGAAAAUCGGAGACAUGAAGACAGAGUAAAACGGAAGAUAACUAUACUUAAAUAAGUUGGAAUUCAGUAAAUGCUACUUAACACAUCAAAAAGUGGGGAUGCCUGUGAUUUUACAGCUGUUAUUCUCCCUGAUUCUUGCGAAUUGAGGUAUCUCUGUGUUAGAAACGUAACUGCUUAUCCACAAGUACAAUGUACUAAAGCAAUUUUUAGAGUACAAACCCAAACUGAAGAAACAACCAAAAAUGUCAUGUCUUGUUAAAGACUCAAGUAUGACUAUAUAUGCUGUAUCUUUAAGAAUGCAGACCUUCCGGGAAGUGCCAGUGGGGUAUGUGUGGGUGGUGGGGGACUGAGGUGUCCCAGAAAGCAGGUUUGGUGAAGCCUCGGCAACAGGAAGCAGUAUAUUGCUGUUGUGGUACAGCAGCGCUUGCACUAGGGUUAAAUCAGUAAGCGUGCACACAAUAGCAUUCACCUCAUAGGCAGGGAGGGAGGACAGCCAUGGGGAAAAUAAAGAAUGUUGAAGGGCAUUACUGAAAAUUAUUUUGCAUAUCUCCCUUUGGCUGUUUUCUUUUUCUAUGAUGUAUUUAAUAUAUAUCGAAUGUGCAACUUCUGGUGUAAUUUCUCUUAUGCUUUUGAAAUUGAAACACCACAUCAAUGCAUUGUCUUGUUAAACACCACAGAAGGGUGUCAGCUACACUCCUGAAAUGCUGCAUUUAUGAAAAGUAACUCACAACUAAUUUUCAGUUCCUUUUGGCAACAGUUUGGGAGUCAGUGGACAGAUAUUAACUUGCUGUUUUGAUGAAAGCAUUAGGAGAAUCUAGCUUUUAAAACACAAAAAUCUCCUUUUACAAUUUGUAUAACAACAGGAAAAAAGGAAAGUAAGUAUUAAUGAUCCAGAACUCAUUGAAUUUUUAGUCUAUGAAAUAUGAUACAAAGUGAGGAUAAAAAUACAAUCUUUUCUAAUGUAUUAACCAUUUUCUUGCAUCCAAGAGGUAAUUGUGCUUUAGCUAUUAGAAUACACAGACGGUAGUAUUCUUUUAGAUUAAAGCUCUGUUUCAUGUAGUGAAAUCUGGCUGGUGCCAGAUCUUAAAUAAAUUAAUCCUGCAUUAGGUAGGCAUGUCAACUGGCAAGUAUUAGAUCAGAAUGCAGACUGUUUAAUAUCCCUUCAGAAGUUUUCACUGGCAACUAGA